Enterobius vermicularis (human pinworm) is the source of this 867-nucleotide messenger RNA. Lineage: Eukaryota; Metazoa; Nematoda; Chromadorea; Rhabditida; Oxyuridae. The record is from the annotation of a GenBank genome assembly.
AUGUACAAAUAUGCAUUUAUUUUUAUAAAGUUUGACUUGUUUUGCAGGAAUUUGUUUCCAAAAUUACAGUAUAAGAUCAGUGGUUUAGAGCCUGAACGAAAAUAUGUGGUUUAUUUGCGAUUUGAACUUGUCGAUAACAAAAAGUAUAAGUACAAAAGUGGAGGUUGGACAGCAACAGAAUGCUGUGAUCCAGUUGGUUCUCCUGGUUAUCUGAUGCAUCCCGAUGGAAGUAAAAAAGGUGAACACUGGAUGAAAAUUGGUCUUGGUUUUGAUCGGGUCAAAAUUACGAACAAUGCAGACGACCCACGUGACAAUGCUAGUUUUACUAUGAUUGUAUUACUUCAAUCUAUGCGUAAAUACCGACCCACAGUGGCCGUAUUUCUUGCAGACGAGACUCUGCCAUACUCCAAUGAAAUUUUGAAAGUAGCCGAAUUUUCUAGCCUAAUUCAAGACUUCAUUGCCGUAACUGCUUAUCAGAAUACUCGUAUAACCGAACUGAAAAUAAAAAAUAAUCCCUAUGCAAAGGGGUUCAGAGAAGGGCCGAAAAAUCGCAAACGGUCAUUGUCAAGCACAGGAACAACACCGUCUCCGGAGCUUAAAAUCACACCAAGUGUGAAAAAUGAAUACUAUAAUAUGGGGCAGCCGAUGCUUUACAACGGUCAAUUUCAACAGAAUCCUGAUUUUUCUUUUCAACAAUCCUCACCAAUUUACCAACAAUUUUAUCCAUAUCAAUCAUCGCAACAAGUUUUCUCUCAGCUACCAAACAGUUCUCAGUUUUAUCAUUGUUAUUACCAAACCCCAUGGUCAUUUUCUCCAAGUAAUUCGCAGUAUAUGUUUAAUCCGUAUCCGCCUAAUGGAACUCCAUGA